UGAAAAUAAAAAUAAUUUAAUAAGAAACCAGUUAAUGAAAAAAAAAGUCUUUUAGUUUGGGGUAGUAUUUAAGUUAAGGAGAGUUAUUUGUAUUUUAAAAAAAAAUUAUUUGGCACUUUACCCCUAUAAUUUUAUAUCGCUGUAACAGAAGAAUCUCCUCAGUUUCAUAUAAACGGUAAACCCAGGCAUCGAUCAUGUAUGAAGAGACUCACCAACUCUCUCUUCCUCCACGCAUUCAACUCCCUCAAAACCCUAAUAAUCCAGAACCUCUGCCCACAAGCUCUCAGAGUUUCAACCUCUCUUCACAGCCCCUACCUCACAGACACAACCUAUGCCCUCUUCAUCAAAUCAGGUUUCGUGCUCGACCCAAUUCUGGCCACCUCUCUUAUCACCCAUUUUUCACUCUCCGGCGACUUCUCACGCGCCACCCAAUUUCUAAGAGACACCAACAAUCCAGACACCGUCGUUUAUAACUCUCUCAUUUCUGGGUACGCCCGGGUUGGACAAUCCAAGCCCGUUUUCGCUCUCUUCAACGGGUUGAGGCAAGUGGGUCUCAAGCCCGAUGUGUACACACUGAGUUCUUUGAUCAAAGCUUGUGAUAGUUUGGAGCAAAAUGAGAUUGCCCAUGGAGUUUCCAUCAGAAUGGGGUUUGAUUCGGGUGCUUUUUUGGUCAGUGGACUCAUUGAAAACUAUUCAAAAUCGGGUCUUGUUGAUAGUGCUGAGAAGUGCUUUGAGGGAUGUUUGGUUUUGGAUUCUGUGGUUUGGACGGCUAUGAUUAAUGGGUAUGGUUUGAAUGAAGAGCUUGAGAAAGGUAGGAAGGUUUUUAUGGAAAUGAAGGGUUUGGGUUUGGAAUUGAAUGAAUUUAGCUUGACUAGUGUGCUGGGUUCAUUGCUUGAGGUCAAAGAAGGUGGACAGAUUCAUGGGUUUAGCGUAAAAAUGGGCUUUUUAUGUGGGCGCUCAACUCAUUUGACUAAUGCAGUUAUGAAUAUGUAUUGUAGGUGUGGAACUAAUGCUGAUGCAGUUAAAGUAUUUGAUGAAAUUUCUGACCCAGAUGUUGUAUCUUGGACGGUGAGGAUUGGUGCGGCCUGUGAUGGUGUAGAAGCUCUGGAAAUGUUUAAAAUUUGCUGCUCAAGAGGUGUGGAAAUUAAUGAGUAUACAUUGACUAAUGUUUUGCCUACCAUUGGAGAUCCAGUGUUGUUGAAACCUGGGAAACAAAUUCAUGCACUUAGUUACAAGGCUGGGCAUUUGCUUGUGGUCUCUGUUAACAAUGCCUUGAUUUCCAUGUAUGGUAAGAGCGGGCAGAUGGGUGAUGCCAAGCGUGUGUUUGAUGAGCUGAUUUGUCCGGAUUCUGUCUCCUGGAAUUCUCUGAUUACUGGUUACUCCGAGAAUGGGUUUGUUAGUGAAGCAAUGCUGAUGUUUUCUCAGAUGCGUGAUUUCUUGCAACAACCUAAUAAAUAUACUCUUGCUAGCAUUCUUGACGGUGUAUCCAACUCAAAUUCUUCGACACAGGCCAUGCUAAUACAUUCACUAAUUAUUAAACUCGGAUUUGCGUUGAAUAAUUCCAUGCUGUGUUGUUUAAUAACAGCCUAUGGAAAAUGCAACAGGAUUGAUAAAUCAAAGAAGGUGUUUUCGGAGAUUGAUGAAGUGAAUAUGGUACAUCUUAAUGCCAUGGCAGGUACAUUUGUUCGUGCUGGUUACCAUGUUGAUGCCCUGAAAUUAUUCCAAACUAUGUGGAGCUUGUCCCAUGAAGUUGACAGCGUAAGUUUUAGUAUGAUUCUUAAAGCUUGUGGUGCUUUAACAGAUCUGGAUCAAGGAAGAAUAAUUCAUUCUCUGGCCAUAAAAACUGGAAUUAUUGAGGAUAACUUUGUUGAGAGUGCUAUUGUCGAUGCUUACUGCAAGUGUGGAAGCAUAGAUGACGCAGAGAAGGCUUUUAGGAACAUAUCAAAAGACAAUUUGGCUGCUUGGAAUGCCAUGAUGAUGGGAUAUGCUCAACGUGGUUGCUAUUAUGAUGUUCUCAAUCUAUUUGAGAAGAUGUCAGAAUUGGGAAUGAAACAUGAUGAGAUAACUUAUCUCGGAGUUCUUAGUUCAUGUUGCCAUGCAGGGUUAGUGAAUGAAGCACAAUUCUACCUACGCUCAAUGUUUGAACGUCACGGCGUGAUCCCCUGUUUAGAACACUAUGCCUGCAUAGUUGACAUGCUCGGUAGGGUUGGAUUUCUAGAAGAUGCAAAGAAGACCAUUGAUCAUAUGCCUAUUUGCCCUGAUGCUCAAAUAUGGCAAAUUCUUUUAUCAGCUUGUAAUAUCCAUGGAAAUGUUGAUCUGGGAAAAAUUGCAGCAAGAAAGCUUCUUGAAUUGCAGCCCGAAAAUGACUCUGCUUAUAUUCUUCUCUCAAAUCUCUAUGCUUCUGCUGGUAUGUGGAAUGCUGUUGGAAAAUUGAGAAGGGAAAUGAAGGAAAAAAUGGUUUGUAAGGAACCUGCUUGUAGUUGGAUUCAAGUUAGAGGAUCCAUCCACUACUUUUUUGCUUGCGAUAGUUCACACCCUGAGAGUGCAGAAGUUGAUAUCAAAUUGCAGAGUUUGAACAAACAUAUAUUUCCACUGCAUGACUCAGAUCUGGAUGGCAUUUCUUCAUUUGAUAUAUGAACUUAUUGAGAAUUGAAAACACCUUGAUAUUUCUUGCAACCAAGAACCAUUGGGCCGUGCUGGGAAGGGGGGUGGGCAGGUUGAGGGUUCCUUGGAUUGCACUCUUGGGAUCCAUUAAGGGUUUACACCACCUUUAAAUGGAGUUGGUUUUUUGACCCAUUUUGUCAUACCUUAUAAUACUCCAACUAAUGAAGGGAGAGGUGUACUUGUGGUCUCUCUGUUAUUAUAAUAAGUAGCCCAUCUGCUCUUCGUCACAGAUGAGUUAGCGGCUUGGAGGGAGAUCUUUCAUAUAUUUCGAGAUUGCGAAGCUGAAGCAAGAUUGUUUUUCGUUGGUUGGUGGAAAGAGGAACUCAAGUUAAAGAAACAAGUAAUGAGAUAGAUGACAAAGAAUUUGUAAAACAUUGAAGCGACAUGAGGUUGACCUUUCAGAGUUUCAUGAGUUUUUGUUUUAAAGAUGGGAUAGAGAUUGAAUAUGCAAGUUACAUUUUUCAUUCAGAGGCUUUCUGCUCCUGAAGUUUUCACCAACUGCUGCAGCAGGGACAUCGAAAUCACCUUCUUUUUCAGAUCGGUUGUGUGAAGAUGUUGAUGUUUCUCUUUUUUGAUCUGUAAGGGAAAAAGUGAAUAUAUGACUUAGUUGCUUUGAUUUGGGCCUCAUGGGAGUUUAUCUAGCAGAAAAAUGACUUCUUGUUAUACAAGGGGCUGGGGAAAGAUAAUCCAGGAGAGAGAAGAUCUUGAAAAAGUUUCUUGGGCGGCAGUUGGGGGAACAUGCCAGCAAAAUUGUAUUGAUGUACAAGUUGUUUGCAGGCCAACUUGAGACACAUUGAAUUCAAGAGAUGAUUUGGUGACCGAUUGAUAAAAUGGAUAAUCCAUACUUUAAUGUGCAUAAUGGUUUUUGAGCCUUCUGACUGUGAACAGGUGUGGGUGUGACAGGUAUAUGGAAGCUCUCUUGUGGAUGUUGGGGUUGGUUUUGGACUUCUGUCGUAGAUUAGGUGGAUGAAGACCACGGCGUAUACUGAAUUCAUCUAUUGCUUGCUUGCCCCUGAUUUAAGGCUUUUAAGCCUUACUGACCAUUGGUGGUUUGAGAGACUUGAUGUCUUCCUCUACGGUCUCUACCUAUUACAACUUGUGAACCAUUUUCCUCCACUGGUAUUCUUCUCCCUCUCUCUCUCUCUCUCUCUCUCUCUCUCACUAUGGAGUAAAAGUCUGUCCAUGCAUAUUAAAUUGUAUACUGCUUAUGUAGUUAAAUCAGUUGCCAAAUCAUUGCCAUGACUGUAAAUCUUUGCAUUUUCAUGGUCAAAUGGAUAUUAACAAAUUAAAUUCUUUGAUAUUUGAAGGAAUCCAUACAAGUCAAACCAUAGUCCACUGAAAAAGGGUUAUUUUGCUGCUACGUAAACUUCUAAAUCAUUCCAUCAAAUACAUCCUUGUAGUCUAAAAACCACUUGGAGAGAAAACACAUACACACACACAAAGAAAAGAAGAAGAAGAAGAAGAAGAAGAAUAAGCAAUCAAGCCAUUAAACUUUGUGCAUUGCAUUUACCCAAAAAAUGAAUGUCAAGACACAAGGUACCCGAUUUCUUGAAUGAGAGUAGAAAUAACCUAAAAUUCAUAGUGAUUCCUUGUUUUUCAUGUCAAGACACAAAACAACCUAGAUGGUUUUCUUUGUUCUGUUACACCACCACAAUUUGUAUAUAGAUCUUCAGUACAUACAACUCCCAAAUCCCAAUACCAUCUUUGUAUGGACGAUGUAAAUGCCGGAAGCAAUGGCUUUCUGAGGCCAACCCUCAAAGCAGAUCAUAGGAUCAAAAUUCAGAAGUAAGCCUGCCUUUGGCUCCUUGCCCUUUUCAAAAGAACAUGUUCAACUUAUCGAAGGAGAGCUAAGGUUAAGCCAUACAGAGAUGGCAGAUCAUAUCUAAUCUCGUCAUCAAUGAGCAAUUUGGGCAGUAGAUUCAGUCCAGUUUCUCCAUUCAAAACAAUCAAGCAAUUCUAUGCCUGCAUCAAUGAGAAAACAUAUAGUUUUUUCUCCUUGGCAAGAAACUCAUACACCAUUUGCCUCCAAGAAGACUUGAACCAUCGAUUUUGGGAGGUUGAGGAGAUACCACUAGGUUACGGUCCUUGAUUUGAAAACACAUUGAUGGCGUUAGCUGUGUUCCUUUUGUAUGAUAGAUUUUUUUCAAAAAUGUUAUUUGCUGGCAACAAUGCAACUUUUCACUAUAAGACACUGAUAAAUUACCAAUCCUGUAGUGUAAAACAAGCAAAAGAGGAAGUUGAAAUUCAACUCAUAAUUGAACAAACUUACAUGAAAAAAGAAAAAGAAAACAAAAAAAUUUGAAGAAUCCCAAUUUCACUUUUAAUGCCCUUUUGAUACCAGACAAAAUGUAACAACAGUUCUACAAAGGGAGCCCUGUUGGAAUGAAGUUCAUGGAAGAUCAUUUAAUAAUGAACACAACUAGUUUUAGGAUUCGUAUUACAAUCUGAGAAUUUUUAAGAUUCAUAUUACAAUGCUGCACUUAUCUGUAUUGCGAAUUGAACUUGAAACUAGUUAUGUUCUUAUUUUAAUUCUAAGAUAAAGAUUCCAUGCUUGUAUUGCGAAUUGAACUUGAAACUAGUUAUUUUCUUAUCCUAAUUCUAAGAUACAGAUUCCAUGCUUCCAACCAUAGCCUACGGUAAAAUUGGUUGGAAUUACUAAGCAGAACAUAGAACCAUAAACCUUAUCAAGAAAUUAAAUGAACAAAUGAAUUUUUUUUCCCAAAAUGCAAAUUAAAAAAAAAAAAAAAACGCCCAUGUCUGUGUCUAUAUUUGUGUGUGUGCCUAUUCUUCCAAAAAUUAGUAUUAUUUUAUGUAAGUCAAAAUUUAUGAGGCGAACAAUUAAAAAGGGACGGAUGGAGUAAUACUUGCUUCAAAAGUAAAGGGGGACACAUGUCUGAUGCACUUCACUGUAAGAAAACAAUAAUAGUUGAAGUCAAUCACCGAUAGUUGAUUGGUCGUCUAAGAAUACAUUGUCUCGUGAAUGCUUCUUGGAUUGUGCUUCUGUGUCUCUGCCUCUGUCUCUCUCUCAUUCCCGGAACCUACUACUACUAAAGAGAAUCGGUUUCUUUUUAUGAUGUGCAUUUAGAUAGCUCCAAACAAAGUAGACAACAAGUGAAUUAUAAAAAAUAGUUGACAGAAGACUAGUUGGUAUUUUAGCAUCUUGUUUUGUGAUACCGUUUGGUUGAAUUUUUCGAAGCAAAAAGAAAAAGGAAAAAAAAAAGAAUAUAUAUAUAUAUCACUUGUAUAGUUAUAUACCACCAAAUAAAUAAUUUUUAAAAGAAAAAAAAAAAAAGAAAAACCAGGCCAUCGCACUCCACUUAUCCGACACCCGUGAAUAUUGAAGAUAUGGCUUGAGGCAAUAAAAUGUGUGUUCGAGGAGAGAGAGAGAGUGUCACGGGAUGUUAGGGCUACCAAUCUCUGACAAAGGUGCCAUGAUCUUGGGCCCACCAACUACAUUACACUGCAUUAUCAGCCAAGAAAUACUUAAAUAGGUAUCCAAUAUAUUAUAUACUGUAGUACAGGGUAUAUGUGUGUAUAUACACAAGGGUUGAUUCAUGAAUAACAAAGGAAGUGGGCAAUGGAAUUUGUUUAGUGCGCAUUGUAUUGGAAUUUGGAAUCAUAUCUUCAUGUUCAAGAUAUGGAAAAAAAAGUUGAAGUUCGGCACUAGGCCAUUAUUCUUCUUGCAUUUUCUUUUUUAUUUCUAAAGAACAAAAGAAAGGAGGUUUAACAAGAGAAAAAAUUAAAUUAAAUUAAAUUAAAGGGAGCUUGGACUGACUAAAAAAUAAGGUACCAUCAGCUGCCACAAACAUUUGAUAAGGAUUCCAUGAUCAUAUAAAUAAGUAAAUAAAUAAAUAAGG
Cornus florida is the source of this 6521-nucleotide messenger RNA. Its product is annotated as putative pentatricopeptide repeat-containing protein At3g25970. The record is from RefSeq and is a predicted model, not a curated record. The transcript has 3 exons. Gene Ontology annotation, molecular function: protein binding; RNA binding. Bases 199 to 2637 code for a protein of 812 amino acids. Gene Ontology annotation, biological process: RNA modification. Lineage: Eukaryota; Viridiplantae; Streptophyta; Magnoliopsida; Cornales; Cornaceae.